CUUCCCGGCGGUGACCCGGAGUGCCCCGGAGACUAAUGCAGAAAAUCAAUAAGAACGUGGUGCUGGCGCUGCUGUCGCUGACCAGCCUGGUUUUCCUGCUUUUCCAACUGUGCUAUUACAAGUUCUACCUGUCGCAUAAGAAUGGAGCAGCUUUUUCCAAAGUCAGAGGAAGCCAGUCAGGUCAAGACAGCACUAGAUGGCACGUGGUUAGGAAAUUCCUAGGCUUAAUAUCCAGCCACAACAUACCAGUGUAUUUGAUUGACCCUUUGAUUCUGGGACUGGUUGAUAAAGACAUUGAGCAGAUCAGAAGUUCUCCUGAUGGCCCCAGUCCAGAAUGCAAGUAUUUCUGUGCUCCAAGAGACUUCACUACGUUUGCACUACUGGACAAAACAUGGAAACAUGAAGUGGGCCUUUUCAGAACUGCUGAGAAAAUGGGGUUCCAGUGGCUAAAGAUUAUAAACAAGGACCCUCGCUUGGAUGGGAUGGAUGACCUGUCUGGGAUGGAAAUCCCCUUGCACUACAUAUUCAAACUGGCAUCUCAUGCCAUUCACCUGGUGGUCUUCUAUGAGAGGAGUGGUAAUUAUCUCUGGCAUGGCCCCCUGAGGCUCAAGAAGCACAUGGACAGGAAGUUUGUGCCUUUCCGUAAACUCCACUUCGGUCGCUACCCUGGAGCAUAUGAAAAGCCAGAACUUCUGCUUGUUUCCAUUGAUGACUUAAAAGUUCAAAUUCCAAAAAGCCCAUCCAGUUUUCUAGAGGAGAUGUCACACUCUAGAUUCCUUGAAUGUAGGUACAGAGAAGCUCGGGCUUUCUUCCAGCUCUAUCCUGAUGAUGCCUCUCUUGAUGCAGUGGAAUUCAGAAAAAGAGCAAAGUCCUUGCUUCAUCUGGCUGCCCUGACACUGAAUAACUUGGGAGUGAAGUUCUGGCUGAGCAGUGGAACAUGCCUUG
This is a messenger RNA of Acanthisitta chloris (rifleman), 945 nucleotides long. RefSeq names its product fukutin (gene FKTN). The record is from RefSeq and is a predicted model, not a curated record. The transcript has 6 exons. Gene Ontology annotation, cellular component: Golgi membrane. The annotation marks the transcript as partial. NCBI's taxonomy places the organism in Eukaryota, Metazoa, Chordata, Aves, Passeriformes, Acanthisittidae.